AUGGACGUCGCGUUGCCCUGCCUGCGGGCGUCGUCUUCGGUCCCCGGCCGCGACGGCCUCGCGCUCGCCGCGCACGAUUUCCUCAUCGCCGCCUUCACCGCCCGGAAGGGGGUGAGUGCGUGGUUCGUGCCCACCUACAUCAACGUUUUCAUCCCCACCGCCGCGGUGGAUUCCGGGCUUGAAGGAGGGGGGCCCUCGUUGGGGUUGUUGGAGCGCUUCGCCUCGUGCGUUCGCGCGGUUUGUCAGGGCCUCGAAGCGAGCGAUGGGGGAGUGCUGCAGGGGCUGCUUGACGGAGGGGGCCUCGCGCUCUCCCCUGCCUUGAAGGAUGCCGUCGCCGUGCAUGCGGAGAAGCUGCAUCGCCUCACCCCGGUGAACGCGGUGCUCCUGAUCAUCUCCUCGCUUUUUGAUAUGCUGUGCGUGUUGUGGAACGCGACGCCGGGGUUCAUCACGGAUACAAAGAAGCGGUUCUUCAUCUACUUCUCCGCGCUCGCGAAUCUGCUGCAGUGCACCACAACGCAGGUGCUGAACCGCGCGUGCGCGUCGAUCGAGGCGAUCAUGAUUGAGCAUCUGAGCAACGCGAUACAGGUUCAGCAUCAGCUGUUGAAAUACGUCGGAUCGGUGGUGGAUAGGAUUGAAGGGAACUCGAAGAAGGGCGUCGCGGAGUGGUUCCUCAAGCUGAACAACAGGGUCCUUCAGAAGAGCGUGCCGAGGCGAUCCAAGCUGUGA
Phytomonas sp. EM1 is the source of this 726-nucleotide messenger RNA. The record is from the annotation of a GenBank genome assembly. NCBI's taxonomy places the organism in Eukaryota, Euglenozoa, Kinetoplastea, Trypanosomatida, Trypanosomatidae.